CGCCACCGGCCACUCUGGUGUGUUGCCUCCUUUAUUUACCUGUUGUCACAAAAGGUACAGUGUGCGGCUGUGCGGCAAAGGAGUCAGAAUUAAUAGGUUAUGAUAAAUAAUUGCAAAUACAGUAAAUACGUUUCUUUAUUUUUAUGAGAAAAUGAAUAUAGAUCCAGAAAACAAAUGUGUAUUGAAUCGUAAAGUCCACAUAAAGUAUUUAUUACGUUUUUUGGAAGGUUUGCCAUCGGAAUUUACUUCUUGUGAUACUACCAGAAUAACAAUUGCAUACUUUAUCAUAUCCAGCUUAGAUAUUUUAAAUUCUCUAAACCUUGUUGAUGCGGAACGCCGUAAUCAUAUAAUCGAAUGGAUCUAUUCGUUACAAGUGGUGAAUGACGAAGAUUUAGUUAGUGGCUUUCAAGGAUCUUCCACGGUAAACACGUUAUUUAAUAGAAAUUCAAAUUCUUUGUAUAAAUGGAGCCAUUUAGCAGGUACUUAUUGUGGACUUUGUUCUUUAAUAAUACUAGGAGAUGAUUUAAGUAAAGUCAAUAGAGGAGCAAUUAUUAAAAUUGUACAUGUAGGUUUAAAAUCUCUGCAACUGACAGAUGGUUGCUUUACCGGUGCUAAAUCUGGUACUGAAAAUGAUAUGAGAUUUUUAUUUAUGGCUGCAAGCAUUUGUUACAUUUUGAAUGAUUGGUCUGCCAUUGACGCUACCAAAGCAAUUGGUUUCAUCAAAAAUAGUAUUUCAUAUGAUUAUGGGAUAGGUCAAGGCCCGGAGCUCGAAUCACAUGGUGGAUCAUCAUACUGCGCAGUAGCAACCUUAUGUCUCAUUAAUAAGUUGAAUGUACUUUCCACUAUGCAAAUUGAAGGUUUACGACGAUGGUUGCUGAAUCGACAGGUUACCGGAUUUCAAGGGAGGCCUAAUAAACCAAUCGACACUUGUUAUUCUUUUUGGGUUGGGGCUGCACUUAAAAUGUUGAAUGCAUUUCAAUAUUCCAAUUAUGAAGAUAAUCGUGGUUUUAUAUUAGCUACACAAAAUAAUAUUGUUGGAGGUUUUUCAAAAUGGGUAAACACCCAUUCAGAUCCAUUACACACAUAUUUAGGGCUGGCAGGUCUAAGUUUAAUAGGUGAAAAAGGUUUAAAUGAUAUUGUACCAUCUCUUAAUAUUACGUAUCGAGCUUUGGAACAUUUAAGGCAUAUACAGCUACAGUGGACGUAGUAUUAUCUAUAUUGUAUUUUUUAUUAUAAAUUUUAAACUAUGUACUUGUAAAACUCAAGUAAGAACUGUCUUAUGGAGGUAUUUUUUGUUUUAUUCUGCAAUAAUUUUGUGAAAUGGUCAAAUGUGUUUAGGGAAGGAUCAUGUACCAAAACUAAUGCAAAACAUUGUAUCACAAAUUUCAAAUUUGGUAUAGUAUAUUAAUUUGUUAUACAAGAAGUAACGUAUACUAGCACCAAAACUGUCUUGCUUUUUGACAGUAAGGUACAUCUAAGUAACACUGGAUAUGAUGGAAGGAACCAGACAUUAUCGAUUAUGUAAACUUUUUGUAUUUGGGGCUUUUUAAACAUGAACAUAAUGCAGUGUAUAGUUCUAAUUUUUCAAUUUUGAAGUUUUAUUUUUAUUACAAGUGGCAGUACUGGGUCUAUAUAUAAUGUAUAAUAAUUUGUUUGAUUGUUUGAAACGUGAACUGUGUAGAUAAGUACCUACAGCAUAACAAAGUUGAUCCAUCUCAUGCGAUAUUCGAUCAGUUAGAAUAAAAAGAAUAGUUUUUUA
Photinus pyralis (common eastern firefly) is the source of this 1759-nucleotide messenger RNA. It is a transcript of the gene betaggt-I, whose product is annotated as geranylgeranyl transferase type-1 subunit beta. The record is from RefSeq and is a predicted model, not a curated record. Gene Ontology annotation, molecular function: CAAX-protein geranylgeranyltransferase activity. Gene Ontology annotation, cellular component: CAAX-protein geranylgeranyltransferase complex. Bases 152 to 1207 code for a protein of 351 amino acids. Lineage: Eukaryota; Metazoa; Arthropoda; Insecta; Coleoptera; Lampyridae. The transcript is spliced from 5 exons. Gene Ontology annotation, biological process: protein geranylgeranylation.